This is a messenger RNA of Eutrema salsugineum, 1624 nucleotides long. RefSeq names its product cytochrome P450 81D1. Lineage: Eukaryota; Viridiplantae; Streptophyta; Magnoliopsida; Brassicales; Brassicaceae. The record is from RefSeq and is a predicted model, not a curated record. The transcript has 3 exons. The coding region runs from base 60 to 1553 and encodes 497 amino acids. Gene Ontology annotation, molecular function: heme binding; oxidoreductase activity, acting on paired donors, with incorporation or reduction of molecular oxygen; iron ion binding.
UAUAGCACCAACUAGUAGUAAACACAAAUAACCAAAGAAGCAAACAAAAGAAUCAAACAAUGGAAGAAAAUUACAUCGAAGUUGUUCUCUACUCCAUUUUCUCUCUCAUCUUCUUGAUUAUCUCUCUCAAGUUCUUGAAACCAAACAAGCAGAACCUUCCUCCAUCACCGCCGGGAUGGUUACCGGUAAUAGGCCACCUUCGGCUCCUAAAGCCGCCUAUCCACUGCACCCUCCGCUCCCUCUCCGAGUCCCUAGAGGGCAGCGGGAUGUCCCUCUGGCUUGGUUCACGCCUAGUCUACGUAGUGUCCUCACAUAAGAUCGCUGAGGAGUGUUUUGGGAAGAACAACGUCGUUUUAGCCAACCAGCCUCAGGUGAUCAUCGGGAAACAUGUUGGGUACAACAAUACAAACAUGAUCGCCGCACCUUACGGUGAUCACUGGCGCAACCUCCGUCAUCUCUGCACCAUCGAGAUCUUUUCCACACACCGCCUUAACUGCUUUCUUUCUGUCCGUACCGACGAAGUUCGCCGCCUCGUAAGCCGCUUGUUUCGUACCGCAGGAACUAAAAAAACAAUUGUGGAAAUGAAACCAAUGCUUAUGGACUUGACAUUCAACAACAUAAUGAGGAUGAUGAUAGGAAAAAGAUACUACGGUGAAGAAACAACCGAUGAGGAAGAAGCAAAACGUGUCCGAAAGUUAGUAGCAGAUGUUGGAUCCAGCACGAGUUCAGGCAAGGCCGUUGACUACGUUCCGAUCUUGAGACUAUUCUCAAACUAUGAGAAAAGGGUUAAAAAGUUAGGAAAAGAGACAGAUAAGUUUUUACAAGGGCUUACUGAUGAUAAACGUGAACAACAAGAAACCGGUAAUACAAUGAUUGAUCAUUUGCUUGUUCUCCCAAAGUCCGAUACUGAGUAUUACACCGAUCAAAUCAUCAAAGGCAUCAUACUGAUUAUGGUAAUAGCAGGGACUAACACAUCAGCUGUCACUCUAGAAUGGGCACUUUCCAAUUUACUUAACCAUCCUGAGGUAAUAUGUAAAGCGAGAAUCGAAAUCGAUAACCGGGUUGGUUUAGACCGGCUUAUUGAAGAAUCUGAUCUCAGCGAGCUCCCAUAUCUCAAGAACAUCAUCCUCGAGACACUCCGGCUACACCCAGGAACACCAUUGCUAGUCCUACACAUGGCGUCAGAGAAUUGUAAGAUGAGGUCUUACGAUAUGCCACGUGGCACAAUGUUGUUGGUGAAUGCAUGGGCCAUACAUAGGGAUCCAAAUAUGUGGGAAGAUCCAGAUAGUUUUAAACCAGAGCGGUUUGAGAAAGAAGAGGAAGCACAAAAACUUAUGGCAUUUGGAUUAGGGAGAAUAGCGUGUCCUGGGUCGGGUCUGGCCCAACGGAUCAUUGGGCUUGCUCUCGGGUCAUUGAUACAAUGUUUUGACUGGGAGAAAGUUGGAGAAGAAGAAGUGGAUAUGAAGGAAGGAGUUGGUAAUACAGUACCUAAAGCGAUUCCGUUGCAAGCCGUUUGUAAAGCUCGUCCAUUUCUGCAUAAGAUUCUCUCUUAAAGUUUUGUUUAAAGGUACAAAUAAAAGAUGUGUUACAUGUUAUAAUAAGUGCAAUAUAUAUAACUCUAUAU